Molecule: messenger RNA, 1299 nt
Organism: Talaromyces amestolkiae
Lineage: Eukaryota; Fungi; Ascomycota; Eurotiomycetes; Eurotiales; Trichocomaceae
Exons: 3
Coding region: 1-1299 (432 amino acids)
Biological process (GO): DNA damage tolerance; protein monoubiquitination
Cellular component (GO): Rad6-Rad18 complex; nucleus
Molecular function (GO): single-stranded DNA binding; ubiquitin protein ligase activity
Source: RefSeq, a predicted model, not a curated record
AUGGACCGACCCUUUGAUAUACCAGACUCCACGGACUGGCUAAACUCCUCCCUCCCCGUCGUUGCGCCACUCGAAUCCGCACUGCGAUGUCAAAUCUGCAAAGACUUCUUCAACAACCCCGUUAUCACGUCGUGCUCGCAUACGUUCUGCUCUAUUUGCAUUCGAAGAUGUCUUAGUAGCGAAGGGAAAUGUCCGGCCUGCAGGAGUUCCGACCAGCUGCUGAAAUUGAGGCGCAACUGGGCCGUUCAAGAAAUUCUGGAAAGCUUCCAAAAUGCUCGAUCGAAUAUUCUUGCUCUCGCACGACAGCCUCAGACAUCAAACUCAACGGAAGAAAACCAAGAGGAAAAUGGUGAACUGUCACAUCCGGUGACUAAGAAACGGCGACUGAACCAAUCCGACGAUACUGCUACCGUUUCUGCGCAGCCUGAGAUGAGAAGGACAAGAUCGCAUGGAAGACAGAUUGAGCGACAAGUUUCGCCGAUGGAGCCUGAGGUUAUCGAAGAUAGCAAGGAUGAGGACUUUGUCCCAGAUGAUGGCUUGGUACCUUGCCCAAUGUGCAAUCGUCGGAUGAAAGAAGCAUCCGUCUUCAACCAUUUAGAUAACUGUAAAGGGCCUGUAAAAGGAAGCGCCGCAGGCUCUCAAAAUCCUUAUUCCCGAACGCCGCAACACCCAUUCCGAACCCUACAAAACAAAAGUCCCGCCAAACCAUUAGAGCGUCUUCCAACACUGAACUAUUCUCUUCUAAAAGACAAUAUGCUACGCAAAAAACUCAAAGACUUAGGCAUCCCGGACUGGGGCACGCGGCCUCUGUUACAAAGACGUCACACUGAAUGGAUGAAUUUAUGGAAUGCCAAUUGUGACGCCAAGAAUCCAAAGACGAAGGACGAACUCCGUCGAGAUUUAGAUAUCUGGGAGAGGACACAGGGAGGUGCUGCGCCGCAGUCUGGAGUACCAUCGGGACCAAAUGCGGUGAUGGCGAAGACUUUUGAUGCGGCUGCUUGGUCUGCGAAUCACGACGACGACUUUAGGCGAUUAAUUGAGAACGCGAGGAAAAAGAAGGAUAUGGCCAAGCAACAGUCGCAAGACCAGGAAAAUGCCAAGGACAGUCUGUCGUCAAGUCAACAAGAUAAAAAUGUGCCGGCGAGUACAGUCAAUGAACCAAAUAACGAGCCAUCUGCUAGUCCGGAGAAACCUGAGCUGGCAGGAAAUCCGCGGCGAACAUCUCAGUUAUAUGCACUUCUUAACGAAACACCAGUUGGCCAUACUCCAGGCGGAAGCAACGACUAUCUCCCCAGAUGA